GCGAACUUCUCACAUCAAAAAAACUUUCGACAUCAACAUCCACCAUGCUGCGCAAACAAGCCCGACAAAGGCGGGAUUAUUUGUAUCGCCGUGCGAUAACUCUUCGCGAUGCAGAAACCUCAGAAAAACGCUCGAAGUUGAGGGCAUCACUCGCCACAGGCAAACCGCUUGCUCCCGAGAUUGCAAACGACAAGAAAUUACGAGAAGAUUACAAGUACGAUGAGUCCCGGGCUGAUUUGACGGCAAAUGAGGAACUGGACUUAGACGACGAGUAUGCGCAACUCUCCGGAAUUGUCGAUCCACGAGUUCUAGUCACAACGUCAAGAGAUCCCUCCUCGCGCCUAUCGUCCUUCGCCAAAGAGAUUAGAUUGCUUCUCCCUACAUCCAUUCGCCUAAAUAGAGGAAAUUUGGUUUUGGGGAAUCUGAUCCAGUCCGCCCAGGCCUCUGGACUUUCCGACAUGAUCCUACUCCACGAACAUCGCGGAACGCCCACAGCCAUGACAUUGUCGCACUUUCCUCACGGCCCAACAAUUUCGUUCUCUUUACAUAACGUCGUCUUGCGCCAUGAUAUCCCAAACAGCUCUCGUGGAACCGUCAGCGAGUCAUACCCCCACCUCAUCUUCGAAGGGUUCACGUCUCGUCUCGGACAGCGCAUUGUGAAGAUCUUGAAGCACAUCUUCCCUCCCCGUGAGGCGGUGACAAACAGGACAAAGCUUGGCAGCAGGGUUGUGACCUUCAAGAACAUCGAAGAUACGAUCGAGGUGCGACACCAUGUGUUCGUCAAGACCGGAUACCAGAGUGUGGAAUUGGCAGAGGUUGGCCCGCGUAUGAGCAUGCGGUGCUUCGAAAUUCGCGGCGGCACAUUGGAGAAUAAGGAUGGCGACGUCGAGUGGAGGAUGAACCAAUACACUAGGACGAGUAAGAAGAAGGAUUAUCUGUGAGGGUCGGGGUGAUGGAUCUACAUAGCGCGGCGUUGGGGAAACGGUAGGACAACUUACGAAUGAAAACGGAAAUUUCUCACUACAACUCCCUCACCGUCAUGAUAAGAAGCACCCAGCCGCGCAGAGUGUCAACUAUCCAGGGAAACGCCCAAAUGGUUGCUGCAAUCCUGCUUGCCUCGUCGACUACAACUGGAGCGUAUACGUUCAAGGGCAUGGCGAUGGUAGGGGCAAUCGGAAGUGCAUAUGAAAGGCUGGCUUGAUGGCAACUUUGAGAGCAUAUGGCGGCACUUCAUCUUGAUAUAAAUGCCAGCUCCCUGGGCGCCCUUUGAGCCAACGCUGCAUUGUAGUCUCAGGAGAAACCCUCCUGUAUGCAUAGCGGGCAUGCCGCAAAACCCGAUUCCGAAGUGGCUUCAAAGAGUUCAACGUAGAAACUUUUACACCGUUGGACUGAGACACAAUAGAGCGAAUUGCCUUUGCCAUGCUUUCCGUCCUCUGCGGAAUACUGCAUAGUUUGGCAGUGAGAGGCCUACGCCGUCCAGAACACACGACUACGCUGCGCUGUUAGGUACUAAAUCAAGGAUUACAUAGAUAGUAUCAUGUACGGGGCGCAGCUAUGAAGAACACUA
This is a messenger RNA of Pseudogymnoascus destructans, 1567 nucleotides long. RefSeq names its product snoRNA-binding rRNA-processing protein imp4 (gene IMP4). Lineage: Eukaryota; Fungi; Ascomycota; Leotiomycetes; Thelebolales; Thelebolaceae. The coding region runs from base 45 to 941 and encodes 298 amino acids. Gene Ontology annotation, molecular function: rRNA primary transcript binding; snoRNA binding. The transcript has 2 exons. The record is from RefSeq and is a predicted model, not a curated record. Gene Ontology annotation, biological process: rRNA processing. Gene Ontology annotation, cellular component: small-subunit processome; nucleolus; Mpp10 complex.